AUGCAGCCGCGCUACCAUCACAAUCACAACUUUGGGUGCAACAGCAAGCACAACGACAAAGCUACCAGCUAUACGACGGCGGGACAAACUGCGGAGGAAGUGUUUCCGCCAUCAUACUACAUUACCGACGGACUCAGCCCAAUCAAUUCUUCUAUUACCAAUGUCACCUACAUACCUCAGGAUUACACGUCCGAUCUAAGCGGAUAUCCCAAGGUAUAUGCGGAUCCCAAAAAUCCCCAAGUUCCUUACUACGUGGGCUAUACGCGCGAGGUCAACGGUGGCAUAAAGGUAGACGGCAACAACUACACGCUGGUCUACUCAGGCUUUUACCGCGCGCCGACAACCGGGAACUAUACAAUCUGUGCAUCCGCCGACAACGCCGACUACUCAUAUCUUGGUGGCGGCGUUGCUUUUAACUGCGGAGAUGGUAAGCCUGAUGUCAACGCGACGGCAUUGAAUGGCGCAUCGGCCGGAGGAAACUACGUUAACCCGGUGUCCUGUGGCACUGUGCAGCUGUUUGCAGGUGAAUUUUACCCGAUCCGUAGCGUUUUCGGUAAUGGAGAUGCCGUCUCUGCUUUCAAUCUCACCAUCCAGGCUCCUGGAGCAGUUAGCGAGAACGAUAAUGCAGGAUAUCUCUACCCGGUCAGCUGUCGACUGUAG
This is a messenger RNA of Talaromyces amestolkiae, 660 nucleotides long. RefSeq lists its product as uncharacterized. The record is from RefSeq and is a predicted model, not a curated record. The coding region runs from base 1 to 660 and encodes 219 amino acids. NCBI's taxonomy places the organism in Eukaryota, Fungi, Ascomycota, Eurotiomycetes, Eurotiales, Trichocomaceae. The transcript is spliced from 2 exons.